GUGCGCUCUACAAGACGGUGGUCACAGUCACCACUGCAUAAAAGCAUGUGGCUGUAUUCGCUAUGAUAUCUGUAUACGAAGGCGGACACAUCCUAUAGCUAUAUCCUGUAUCUGCACAAGUGUCGGUGGCAGCAUUUCCUCACGUGCCGCUUCUGCGCUUCAGCGCUUAGCACACCAGUCAUGAACGGAACCGUGCCGUAACCGUUCCGUGUCUGAACGGAUAACAUAAAUUCACCUUGACAUGCAUUUAUUUCAGGCAGAAUCUUGCUAGUGGACGAACGUGUAAUCUAUCUAUAUUUUAUAAUGCACAACGAAAAAUUAAUAGAAUUAGUCAGGUACUAUAGUUUUUUAUACAAUCAGGAAGAUAAAAGUUAUAGUGAUAAUGAUAAAAAGGAUGCUGCCUGGAAAGAAAUUGGAAAAAUGCUAAAUGAACCAGCUAAACAUUGCAAAAAACAAUGGAACAGUUUGCGAGAUAGUUUUCGCAGAUCACUAAGGAAAAGGAAAGAUACAAAAAGCGGACAAGCCGCAAAUAAAAUUAGAAAAUGGAGAUACGAAGAUGAAAUGUCAUUUUUAAUUCCAUAUAUGAAGGAAAGAGAAACUAUUACCUCAGUACAAGUACACGUCAGUGACGAAUCUAAUGAUGAACUGGAUGACGUCAAUACGAUAGAAGACAAUAGCAAUUUAAUAGAAAGAUCAUCAUCUUCUAAAGUUAGCGACAUACCAAUAGAAACAUUCAGAAGAAAGAUGAAAAGAGAACCAGCAACAGCAGUAUUAAUGGAUUAUGCUUCAAGUAAUACUAAUAGGACCAUAAAUGAAGAACAACAAACUAUGGACGACAUAGAUUUAUUUUUUAAAAGUAUAGCGUUAACUGUUAAAAAACUAUCACCAUACAAUCAAAUAAUAGCUAAAGCUCGCGUUUCCUCUGUGAUAUCCGAAUUACAAAUACAAGAACUUUCCAAUACAAAUCGCCAACAUUUUUCAUCAGAGUCACUAAAUUCAUCAGCCGUUUCAACACCCACACCGUCACCAUGUACACUAGAGUCACUACAAACGAUCAAUCCACAGCAACCAACCAACACUUAAAUAAAUUCGAUGCACAUAUAUAGAUAAAUAAUUUAAUUUUUAUAUGCUUUUCAUUAAUAAAAAGAUUUACCUCAAACAUA
Molecule: messenger RNA, 1163 nt
Organism: Bombus impatiens (common eastern bumble bee)
Lineage: Eukaryota; Metazoa; Arthropoda; Insecta; Hymenoptera; Apidae
Exons: 2
Coding region: 304-1083 (259 amino acids)
Biological process (GO): regulation of transcription by RNA polymerase II
Cellular component (GO): transcription regulator complex; nucleus
Molecular function (GO): DNA binding
Source: RefSeq, a predicted model, not a curated record